UCGUAUCGUGUGGUCACCAUUUCUCGGACCCAACCGCCUCCACCACACGCCUUCUUCUCUUGUUCCGGCGAGUGAGAGAGAGAAGAAAUCAGAAGACGAUUACUACUUCUUCUUCUUCUUCUUCUUCUUCUUCUUCUUCUUCUUUUUUGGUUCAUGGCGGGCACUUGUACGUCGAUUAGGCCUCGCCUCUUAGGCUCUUGUUCGAUUGCUGAGCUCUCCAGGUUGAUCAAUCGAGCCGGAGUUCCUUUCUCUGUUCGGAUCUCCACCAGAAGGUCCAGAACCCGAGGCCACGGAGGUGGUUUCACGGCACGGACCUUACGUGAGGAAGGUCCUUCUUGCAUCUUCGUCGGUCCGAUUGAUUCCGCCCGGAAAGAAACCUUAGAAGCUCUCUACCGCCAAGCGAGGGAUGCGUAUUACAACGGCAAGCCUUUGAUAGUUGAUGACAUGUUUGACAGAGUUGAGCUAAAGCUUCGGUGGUAUGGUUCGAAAUCGGUUGUCAAGUACCCUCGGUGCAGCCUCCUGCGACAGUCAACUUAUGCUGAUGCAGAGGAUGAUGCAUCUCAAGUUCUCCUGUUAGCUACCAUAUGGAUCUUGAUUCUCUUGUUUGGUAGCUCAGCAUGCGUUUUGCCCGCGAUGUAUGGCCUCGGCUUAGUCUAUGGAGGAGAUCCGUUUGACUCAGGGCUUGUCUAUACAGGCCAAUUGUCAUCUUCUGUGCCUCUUUUGUCAAAGUUUAACGGCAUCCUCCUCACCGUGCUAGGACCUGCUUUUGGAUAUCCGAUUGCAUCUUCUGCAAUGAGAGUACUUGAAGGCCUAUGGAGAAAUGACUUAACGGCUCUAAAAGGAGACUGCCCAAAUUGCGGGGAAGAGGUUUUUGCAUUCGUGAGAUCCGAUCAAUCAAACCGAUCAGCUCACAAAGCCGACUGUCAUGUCUGUGAGUGCACCCUGGAGUUCCGUACCAAAGUGGAGAAAUCUGUGUCACCAUUGGGUAGAAAAUGGGUUUACGGCAGGAUAUACCUUGUUUCACGGCCAAGGAGGAACCGGCGUUCCAAGUAUACAUAAUUCUGACAAAGACAAAUAGAAUUUUUUGGUUUCUACUCAAUUGUGUAUCUUUUUAUUUAAAAGAAAGAAGGAUAUUAGAAACUAGAAAGGUGUUUGUAUCAUUCAAAAUAUUCAUAAAAGUUUUACUAUGUAACGUUUUGUCUCUUGUAGCCUUUUUCUUCCCACAGUUUACAAAAAGGAAAAGAAGAAAAACAGAGAUUCGUUCCGGGACUCCCAGGUAUUGCAAAACUGGCAUUAGCUGCUGAGUAAAAAAGAAUGUUUCUCAGCUUUUUCUCAGAAGUGUGCCAAACUAUAGACAAGAAUCCAUGCGAGC
Molecule: messenger RNA, 1372 nt
Organism: Eutrema salsugineum
Lineage: Eukaryota; Viridiplantae; Streptophyta; Magnoliopsida; Brassicales; Brassicaceae
Product: PGR5-like protein 1A, chloroplastic
Exons: 7
Coding region: 154-1059 (301 amino acids)
Biological process (GO): photosynthetic electron transport in photosystem I
Cellular component (GO): chloroplast thylakoid membrane
Molecular function (GO): oxidoreductase activity, acting on iron-sulfur proteins as donors
Source: RefSeq, a predicted model, not a curated record